This is a messenger RNA of Humulus lupulus (European hop), 3364 nucleotides long. Its product is annotated as copper-transporting ATPase PAA1, chloroplastic. Gene Ontology annotation, molecular function: ATP binding; copper ion binding; ATP hydrolysis activity. The record is from RefSeq and is a predicted model, not a curated record. Gene Ontology annotation, cellular component: membrane. Lineage: Eukaryota; Viridiplantae; Streptophyta; Magnoliopsida; Rosales; Cannabaceae. Bases 76 to 2925 code for a protein of 949 amino acids. Gene Ontology annotation, biological process: copper ion homeostasis; monoatomic cation transport. The transcript has 17 exons.
UUUAUAUGAUUACUAUAUAAUACUAUUAAUAAGAGCUAGAGAGAGAACCACCGUUCAAACCUUGAGCCUUCUCCGAUGGAGUCCGCUAUCUCAACUAUGGCCACCACCACAACUAGUCUCUUCACUAUCUCCAAAGCACUCAAUCGCAGCGCCACCUCCUCCACCAACGCCGCUCUCACUCACUGCCUCACCACCUCUCGACUCGUGGAACGGAGACUCAGUCGCAUUUACGGACUCUAUGGACUUCCGAGGUCGGUCUCUUUUGGCGGCUCGGCUUCUUCGUCUUCCUUCCUCACAGCUAGAAUCCCAUUCGCGGCCGAGAAGUUUCCACUGCGGCGCCGUUUUGCUGCCUCGUUUUCGUCCGGCGGUGGCAACGACGGACACGGCGGUUCCGGAGACGGAGAAGGUGGUGGCAGUGGAUCUGAAGGCGGUGAUUCGAAGGCGAAAUUGGCCGCUGGUGGAGCUGAGGAAGGUUCGGCUGCCGCUGCCGACGUCAUUAUUCUUGAUGUUACUGGAAUGACAUGUGGAGGAUGUGCAGCUAGUGUGAAGAGAAUUUUAGAAAGUCAACCUCAAGUGUCAUCAGCUAGUGUUAAUCUCACAACUGAAACAGCCAUAGUGUGGCCUGUUGCUGAAGCCAAGGUUGUGCCCAACUGGCAGCAGCAAUUAGGGGAGGAACUUGCGAAGCAAUUGACAAAUUGCGGGUUUAAGUCUAACCUUCGAGAUUCGGGAGCAUAUAAUUUUCUUAAAGUUUUUGGAAAGAAAAUGGAAGAAAAACAACAGCGCCUUAAAGAAAGUGGUCGUGAGCUUGCAUUCUCUUGGGCUUUAUGCGCCGUUUGCCUUUUCGGUCAUGUCUCUCAUUUAUUUGGAGCUAAGGCUGCAUGGAUCCAUGCAUUUCAUUCUACUGGAUUUCAUCUGUCCUUGUCUUUGUUUACACUGCUUGGUCCUGGCCGGAAACUUAUUCUCGAUGGCAUGAAGAGUUUAUUUAGAGGUGCUCCAAACAUGAACACUUUGGUCGGUCUUGGGGCUUUAUCAUCGUUUACUGUCAGCACAUUAGCUGCCUUUAUACCAAAACUGGGUUGGAAGACAUUUUUUGAGGAACCAAUUAUGCUAAUAGCAUUUGUCUUGUUGGGGAGAAAUCUUGAACAGAGAGCUAAAAUUAAAGCAACAAGUGAUAUGACUGGGCUCCUCAGUAUUUUACCAUCAAAAGCUCGUCUUCUGCUAAAUAAUGAUGAUAAAGAAUCAGGUUCAACAGUUGAUGUACCGUGUAACAGUCUCUCAGUUGGAGACCUGAUUGUUGUAUUACCUGGAGACCGUGUUCCUGUGGAUGGCAUUGUGAGAGCUGGAAGAAGCACCAUUGACGAAUCAAGUUUUACAGGGGAACCUUUACCUGUGACCAAACUAACUGGGAGCCAAGUUGCAGCUGGAAGCAUUAAUCUUAAUGGGACUCUAACUGUUGAAGUGCAAAGACCCGGUGGUGAGACUGCCAUGGGAGACAUUGUUCGUUUGGUGGAAGAAGCCCAAAGUAGGGAAGCUCCUGUACAGCGCUUGGCUGACAAGGUUUCAGGGCAUUUUACAUAUGGAGUAAUGGCUCUUUCUGCUGCUACCUUUUUAUUUUGGAGUUUAUAUGGUGCACGAGCUCUACCUGCUGCGUUAUUUCAAGGAAGUUCAGUUUCAUUAGCACUGCAGCUUUCUUGCAGUGUUCUGGUGGUUGCUUGUCCAUGUGCACUAGGCUUAGCCACGCCAACAGCUAUGCUGGUAGGAACUUCAUUAGGAGCAACAAGAGGUCUGCUUUUGCGUGGUGGGAAUAUUCUAGAAAAGUUUUCAAUGGUCAACUCUAUUGUGUUUGACAAAACAGGGACUUUGACAGUUGGUAGACCUGUUGUCACAAAGGUUUUGACGCCCAGUAUACAACAUUCAGGCCAUUUUUUGUCAGAAGCUGAGAUUUUAAAGUUAGCUGCUGCUGUGGAAGCAAAUACAGUUCAUCCUGUUGGCAAAGCUAUUGUAGAUGCUGCUCGAGCUAUUAAUGCCCAAUAUGUGAAGGUAGCUGAUGGAACUUUCAUGGAAGAACCUGGGUCUGGUGCUGUUGCAACCAUUGACAACAAAAAGGUGUCUGUUGGAACCUUGGAUUGGGUUCAGAGGAAUGGGGUUAUUGGGAAUCCCUUUCAAGUAGAAGAAACCAUUAAGAAUCAGUCUGUUGUCUAUGUUGGAGUUGAUAACAAUCUAGCUGGCCUUAUUUAUUUUGAGGAUCAGAUCAGGGAAGAUGCUAGACAAGUUGUUGAAUCAUUGUCCAGACAAGGAAUUAAUGUAUAUAUGCUCUCUGGGGACAAGAGAAGUACAGCAGAAUAUGUUGCAUCUGUCGUUGGUAUUCCACAAGAACAGGUGCUCUCUGAAGUUAAACCAGCUGAAAAGACGAAGUUUAUAAGUGAACUUCAAAAGGAUCAAAAUAUUGUAGCUAUGGUUGGAGAUGGUAUUAAUGAUGCUGCUGCCUUGGCACUAUCACAUAUUGGAAUUGCCAUGGGUGGUGGUGUUGGAGCUGCUAGUGACGUGUCGUCCAUUGUGUUAAUGGGCAAUAAACUCUCACAGUUGCUCGAUGCAUUGGAAUUGAGUAGGUUAACCAUGAAGACCGUGAAGCAAAAUCUUUGGUGGGCUUUUGCAUACAACAUCGUUGGAAUUCCAAUUGCUGCUGGAUUGUUGCUUCCAAUUACCGGAACAGUGCUCACUCCAUCAAUUGCAGGAGCUCUAAUGGGUUUGAGUUCCAUCGGAGUGACGGCUAAUUCAUUGCUUCUGAGAUUCAGAUUUUCCGAAAAGCAGAAACAAAUACACGGAUCAUCUGCGCACAUCAAAACUUACAUAAAUUCUGAUCUUGAAAACCAAAACAAGAAAGUGAAGCAUCCUAUUCCCGAAGCUGGAUGGAAAGGGGCGUGAUGAUGAUAGAUUGCAUAUUCUUUACCUAACCAUCAAUGGAUAGCGCAGAAGUGGAUAAACAGAUGGAGAUUCAAUCAUUUUAAACGGGACAACCAGAUCAGAAGAGGUAACUCCAUAAGUUGACAAACCCUUUUUGUUUGUUUAGUGCCAAGCAGCAGAAGUGGAUAAACAGAUGGAAUCCAAUCAAUUUAAAAAAGGAGAAUCCAACAGUCAUUUCUCUAUAAGAUCUAAAUAAGGAUUAGAAGAAAUCCAAACAAUUUUUUUAACUUAGUAGAUUAACACCAUUUGGUUUUAUAGGUCUCUGCACAUAGUUUCAGGACUCUCUUAGUUAUUUUUUCUGUAUUUUAGUUCCACUCGCAAGUCUUUACAGCAUUAUUUCGGAAAUGGUCCGCGCAGUUAACAAUAAACUUUUAUGCUCAAAUUUAACAUUUUCAGGCCA